AUGGAACCUGAAACGGACAGUGCUGCUGUAGCAAAGCGCCAUACCUAUACAUCCAUUACAAAAGCGAUAACCGAUAGUGAGACAAUCUGGACGAAUUUCCAAUAUCUGCCCACUGCAGACCAGCUCAAGUUUCAGGAGCUACCGAAGUUGGAGCCCUCACCGAAGUACACGCAGCCUCUGGGAAAAAGGCUCUUCGUGGGCAGAUAUAGAUAUGUCAUUUACAUAGGAUAUCAAAUGCACGUAUCGGAGGGGACUGUCUGGGCAUACGUGCAUAAGAGCAAGAUGGAAAAAUAUCCCAACCUAAAUCAAGUCAGCUUUUGGCGCGAGAACGGCCAAAGUCUCACCACAUUCCUGCUAACGGGCUGGAAUACGUCACCUUCAUAUACCCAAAUAUUUAAAGAUAUUGCCCGCUUCUUCGUUCUUUUCUAUUUCUUAGAAAAGGGCGAGUUGUACGAAUUUGGGGAUUUCGGUCGCGGCUUCAAUAACUUAACCGCAGGAUGCUAUACUAUUGCGAGAGCUGCAACUGAGUCCGGGAGACAACCGAUCCGGACAACAAAACUUGCCUUGAAAGAAGUUCACAGCACGGGCUUGGUCAGUGUCAGCAGUGGAGCCCUCUGCUCCACCAAGGGACAGGCUGUGAUUGCAGAAAAGCAUUCGGCUCCGUUGAUGAACCCAGCUCAUCCCGCCCCACCUGCAAAUGCACCAGUUCCUCGAAAGAUUGAAUCUCCACCACGAUCGACCAAAAGGCCUAUGGAAAACAGUGAGCAUGAGGCAGGUAAUGCUGCGAAGAGACCAGCCGUUAAGGAUGCCGCAUAUCAUAUCGGAAAAGCCGUGGAUAUCAUACAAACCGAGAAACUGGACAAAGUGGCCGCGGAAUCUCGGGCUUUGAUGUCGAAAAUCAAUGAAUUGGAGAGCUCACUCGCGACAGUUAAGAAGGAGCCGGAGGCAGAACGCCAAUCUCACAAGAGACAAACACAACAGAUCACCCAACAGCUCACCCAACAGUACGAGAAACAGCUUACAACAGUCCGCUUAGAACAUGGCAAAGCCUUGAAGGAGCUCGAGACCGGGAAAGGAGACAUGGGAAGGCUGCGAAAGCUAGCAGAGGACGAGUCUGCGGGCAAGAAAAAGCGGAAGUCGAGAUCAAAAGCUUGCAGCAAAAGAUCCAAGGGCUGA
Molecule: messenger RNA, 1176 nt
Organism: Westerdykella ornata
Lineage: Eukaryota; Fungi; Ascomycota; Dothideomycetes; Pleosporales; Sporormiaceae
Exons: 3
Coding region: 1-1176 (391 amino acids)
Source: RefSeq, a predicted model, not a curated record